UGUUUGUUUCCUUUCGCCUGUCCAAACAGCUCGAGGACCACCCAUCCCAGCUGCGACGCGACAAACACCCACGCUGCCACCAUGAGUUUGGUGGGGAACUUCACCUCCAACGGGGACAACCAGGCCCAGCAUCAUGUUCCACCCCGUGAUGCCGCCCCUGGCACAGGUCACGCCGGCUCCGACACCUCGGAAGCUUCCACUAUUGCUGCCAACCAGGACGGCACUAGGCUGACUCCCGGGAACACAAACACAAACAACAACAACAACCCAAAAGACAUCACUAACCAAAACUCCGAAGCCGUGAGCCUGGACAGCUCCGACAGCAAUGGCCGCAGAGAGAGCGUCGUCCACCAAUUGGCCAGACGUUACACCGAGCAGAGCGUCUAUUCCACCACACAUCAAAACCCCUUCCACGCCCAAGCUGGAUCUGCCCUGGACCCCCACGGCGAUCACUUCAAUGCCCGGGCCUGGGCAAAGGCCAUGCUCAACACACAGCUCGAGGACCCCAACGCCCCUCCACCCAGGACUGCCGGUGUUUCUUUCCGCAACCUCAAUGUUCACGGCUUCGGCAGUGACACGGAUUACCAGAAGAGUGUUGGCAACGUAUGGCUGGAAGGUGCCGGUUUGGCCAAAAAGGUCAUGGGAAACAAGGGCCGCAAGAUCGAGAUCUUGAAAGAUAUCGAGGGCUUGGUGGAGGCCGGAGAGAUGUUGGUCGUGCUUGGACCUCCCGGAUCUGGAUGUUCCACUUUCCUAAAGACUCUGGCAGGCGAGACCCAUGGCUUCUUUGUCGACCAAAACUCCGUCAUGAACUACCAGGGUAUCAGUCCUCAGCAGAUGGCCAAAGAUUUCCGGGGAGAAGCAAUUUACACAGCCGAAGUUGACGUUCACUUCCCCAUGUUGACCGUCGGCGAGACUCUGUACUUUGCUGCCCGAGCACGUGCCCCACGCCAUAUUCCGGGAGGUGCCACCAUUACACAAUACGGCGAGCACAAGCGGGAUGUUAUCAUGGCCAUGUUUGGCAUCUCCCACACCGUCAACACCAAAGUGGGAAAUGAUUUCAUCCGCGGCGUAUCGGGAGGUGAGCGCAAGCGUGUUACCAUUGCCGAAGCUGCUUUGAGUGGCGCUCCUCUACAAUGCUGGGACAACAGUACGCGAGGUUUGGACAGUGCCAACGCUAUCGAAUUCUGCAAAACCCUCCGCAUGGAAACAGAAAUCAACGGUGCCACCGCCUGUGUUGCCAUCUACCAGGCACCUCAGUCGGCUGUCGACGUCUUCAACAAAGCACUCGUCCUGUACGAGGGUCGCCAAAUCUUCUUCGGCCCUGUAACAGCCGCCAAGCAAUACUUCGUGGAUAUGGGUUUCGACUGUCCAGACCGACAGACCGACGCCGAUUUCCUCACCUCCAUGACCAGUCCCCUGGAGCGUAUCGUCCGUCCUGGAUGGGAAGAUCGCGUGCCGCGUACUCCCGACGAGUUUGCCCAGCGGUGGAAGGACUCAGCCGAACGCGCACAGUUGCUGAAGCAGAUUGAAGCUUAUGAGCAAAAGUAUCCCAUUGGCGGUGAACAUCUUCAGAAAUUCACCGAAUCUCGCAAAGCCCAGCAAGCCAAGGGUCAGCGUAUCAAAUCGCCCUACACUUUGUCGUACAUGCAGCAAGUGAACCUUUGCUUAUGGCGCGGCUUCCGAAGGUUGAUGGCAGAUCCCAGCAUCACCGUCUUCCAAUUGGUCGCAAACUCCAUCAUGGCGCUUAUUAUAUCCUCGGUCUUCUUCAACCUCAAGUCCAAUACGGACAGUUUCUUUUCCCGCGCCGCUCUUCUGUUCUUUGCCAUCCUGAUGAACGCCUUUGGUUCCGCUCUCGAAAUUCUGACUCUGUACGCCCAACGACCAAUUGUUGAGAAACACUCACGCUAUGCCCUCUACCAUCCCUCGGCGGAAGCGUUCGCAUCCAUGUUGACAGACAUGCCGUACAAGAUCCUCAAUGCCAUCACGUUCAACUUGGUACUUUACUUCAUGACGAACUUGAGACGAGAGCCCGGGCCGUACUUCUUCUUCGUUCUUAUAUCGUUCAUGCUCACUCUGGUCAUGUCCAUGUUCUUCCGUUCCAUCGCAUCGCUUUCUCGAUCCUUGGAUCAAGCUCUCGCUCCAGCUGCUAUCCUAAUCCUCGGUCUCGUCAUGUACACUGGUUUCGCCAUCCCUCCCAACUACAUGCUUGGGUGGUCCGAAUGGAUUCGCUACCUCAAUCCUGUCAGCUAUGCAUUCGAGGCGCUCAUGGUCAAUGAGUUCCACAACAGAGACUUUGAAUGUGUCAACUUUGUGCCUUCUGGUCCAGCUUACUCAAACAUUGCUCCCGAAAACCAGGUCUGCUCCACUGUUGGCUCAGUUCCCGGUCAGCCCUUUGUCAGCGGAGACGCCUGGAUCAACAUCUCCUACGACUACUACAACUCACACAAGUGGAGGAAUUUCGGUAUCCUUUGGGUCUUUUUGUUCGGUCUCAUGUUCAUCUACUUGGCAGCCACUGAACUGAUCACAGCCAAGAAGUCCAAGGGCGAGGUGCUCGUCUUCCGACGCGGUCACAAGGCUUUUAAGAACAAGUCGACUGAUGAUCUCGAGUCGGCUCCCGCUGGCCGCAACGUUGGCGCUGCCAUGGACAGUUCUGACAACAUUGCCAUCAUUGAGCGCCAAACCGCAAUUUUUCAAUGGAAAGACGUUUGCUACGAUAUCAAAAUCAAAAACGAAGAGCGCCGUAUUCUGGAUCACGUGGAUGGAUGGGUCAAGCCUGGAACUUUGACUGCCUUGAUGGGUGUCUCCGGAGCCGGUAAGACAACACUGUUGGAUUGCCUCGCUACUCGUACAACUAUGGGUGUGAUCUCGGGAGAGAUGUUGGUCGACGGAAAGCCUCGCGAUGAUUCGUUCCAACGCAAGACUGGUUACGCUCAGCAGCAAGAUUUGCAUCUCUCUACCUCGACAGUACGCGAAGCCUUGACCUUUUCUGCUCUCCUCCGUCAACCCGCACAUGUGUCUCGUGAGGAGAAGGUUGAUUAUGUCGAGGAAGUCAUCAAGCUUCUAGAGAUGUCCGAAUACGCCGAUGCUGUUGUUGGUGUUCCUGGCGAAGGUCUCAACGUUGAGCAGCGAAAACGUCUUACCAUUGGUGUUGAACUGGCUGCUAAGCCUCAGUUGCUUCUCUUCCUCGACGAACCCACCUCUGGUCUGGACUCUCAAACUUCGUGGGCCAUUCUUGAUCUCCUCGACAAGCUCAAGAAGAACGGUCAAGCCAUCCUCUGCACUAUCCACCAGCCGUCUGCCAUGCUCUUCGCUAGAUUUGAUCGUUUACUCUUCUUGAAAUCCGGCGGCAAGACAGUGUACUUCGGCGAAGUCGGCGCGAACUCGCAAAUCCUUAUCGACUACUUCGUUCGUAAUGGAGGUAAACCUUGCCCUCCUGCUGCCAACCCCGCUGAAUGGAUGCUUGAGGUCAUUGGUGCGGCACCUGGCUCACACACUGACAUCGAUUGGCAUGACGCCUGGCGCAACUCUCCUGAAUACGCCGCUGUCCAGGAACACUUGGCCGAAAUGAAAGAGGAGCGAGCUCAUAUGACCGCCCUUGAACGCACUGUUUCCGCUCAAAAGCGCGAGGAUAAGGCUGCUUACCGUGAAUUUGCAGCUCCCUUCGGGGAGCAGCUUCGCGAGGUCACCAUCCGUGUCUAUCAACAGUACUGGAGAACCCCUACCUACAUCUACUCCAAGACCGCACUUUGCACCUUGUCUGGUCUAUUUAUUGGAUUUUCGCUUUACAACACCCCCAACACUCAACAAGGGUUGCAAAACCAGAUGUUCUCCAUCUUCAUGAUGAUGACCAUCUUCGGCCAAUUGGUACAGCAGAUCAUGCCACACUUCGUCACCCAACGCGCUUUGUAUGAAGUCCGUGAGCGCCCCUCCAAAGCCUACUCAUGGGUCGCUUUUAUGAUCGCCAAUAUCGUAGUCGAAUUGCCCUGGAACACGCUUAUGGCUGUCCUCAUCUACUUCACUUGGUACUAUCCUAUUGGUCUGUACAACAAUGCCGGUGAUGAUGUGGCACUUCGAGGUGCUCAGAUGUUCCUCUUCUGCUGGAUGUUCCUGUUGUUUACCUCGACGUUCGCUCACAUGAUCAUCGCCGGUGUUGACACCGCUGAAAACGGAGGAAACAUUGCCAACUUGUGCUUCUCGAUGUGCUUGAUUUUCUGCGGUGUCCUCGCUACCCCUGAACGUCUCCCUGGCUUCUGGAUAUUCAUGUAUCGAGUCUCACCGUUUACAUACAUGAUAUCCGGAAUGCUGUCGACCGGCGUCGCAAAUACGAACGUAGUCUGCGCCGCAUCUGAAUUCCUGCACUUCGAGCCCACGAACGGUACGUCCUGCGAGGAAUACACCAAUCCCUGGAAAACUCUAGCUGGUGGCUACGUCAACAACCCCGGAGCUACCUCCGAUUGCCAAUACUGCGCCUUGGGCGACACAAACGUGUUCCUUGCUGCCGUACACGCUGACUACAAGGAUGUGUGGCGCAACUUCGGCAUUCUCUGGGUGUAUGUCAUCUUUAACAUCUUUGGCGCUCUCUUCUUCUAUUGGCUUGCGCGUGUGCCCAAGGUCAAGAAGGCAAAGACGGGAACUACCAAAGUCGGCGGAACCGUCGGCGCAGUAGAGGAGAAAGUCCUAGAGGACCCGAAGCGUGUGGGAAGCGCCGUCGGUGAGAAACAGGAUGACGCAACGGUUGCCUCCGGCGAAAAGACCGCCAAAGCGUAGAAUGGAAUUUCACAGCUAUCAAGUUUUCUCUACUUCAUACCCACAAGAUAGAACCGACUGUAUCUUGUUCAGUCAUUUCUCUUCCUUUUCCUCUCUUCAAAACCUCCUCCUGGAACGCAUUACUUCCAAAUGUCCGCAUUCAGCACCAUUUCUCUUUCCUUUCUCCUAGACGCACGUUUCCCUGUUUUCUCUCCCAUAUUCUGCAUAGAAGCUCCAACGAGCGGGACCUUCUCUAUUGUCAUUUCCCAUAUCUUGUCGCUUUCACACCAUUAUCGUCUUAAUUGUAUCUAUUGCCAUUUCCCCCGUUUCCCAGCUCCCCAAUCUGUAAGAGUGUUC
This is a messenger RNA of Periconia digitata, 5103 nucleotides long. The record is from the annotation of a GenBank genome assembly. NCBI's taxonomy places the organism in Eukaryota, Fungi, Ascomycota, Dothideomycetes, Pleosporales, Periconiaceae.